AUGAUCGAACAGCCACAACCGUCGCAGCCACCGCCUGCCAUAGCCCGUCCCCCGCCCCCGCGAGCGCUUGGUGCAAAACAACCGGAUAUGUUUAUCAAAAUGAUCGAAGGGACAGCUAUACGAGUCGUAGUUGGAGAACAUCAAAGCUGCCGAAGCUUCAUCCUUCCCGUUUCACUCCUCUGCCAUUAUUCGAACUACUUCCACCAGCAAGUUUCUCAGUUGCGCUCGGCUGCCUUCUCUUCAACUAGUACCAACAAGAAACGAAAGAUUGCAGAGACUGACCGCCAAGACAAUUCAACCGAAAGUACGACGAAACCCAAAGAGACCAAAACGACGAUCAAGAUCGAGUCAGAUACUGACGAGGAAGAGGAAAAAGAGAAAGUAAAGAAGCCAGAAUGGGGCAUCCGACUCCCUGAGGUCGAUCCCGCCAUUUUUUGUCUCUUCCUCCACUAUAUAUACAAGGACGCGUAUCCGGCCUCAACCGACAUUAACACCGCUCAGGGAAUGGGCCAGCAGUAUGCACCUGUACCACCUAUAUCAAGUAUAGUCUCGAUGGCUCAUCACCCAAAGCCCACCCAGCCCUCCUUUGCUAACAACGAAGGUCAACGCGCGUCUACACCUAUUGAAAUCUCUUCCUCCUCCAGUGCUCUCAGCAUGCCCCCCACAGCACAUUCCAGCUCCUCCCCCAAGCCCAAAACAUCAAGCAUGAAACCGAUACCAGCACCCAAACCCACAGUACGCGGAAUGCUUCCAAUCGCCGCUCCCACCUUCAUCCCCCAACCCUUGCACCACUACCCCAUCCCCCCAAGCAUCCAGGCUCACCACCUCUCCCAAACCCUCGGCUCCCCCUCCUUCACUCAUUACACCCUUACCCGCAUCCGCAUGUCCCUCGGCCGCCACUUCCCGCUCACCCCCUCCCUCACAAAACACAUCUGGACACACUUCCCCGCCCACUCUCCUUUAUGCGUCCUCAUUCUACGUUUCUUGAUAGCGAACUGGUCGCACCCGGAUCCCCGCCGGUAUAAUGAGUGUAUUCUGAGGGAUGGAGCUGGGUGGGAUAGAUUGUUUGAGGAGGAGAGGGGGCUGAGGAAUGAGUUUAUUGGAGGGAUGCAGGGACGGGGUCUUGAGGGAGAUUGGAUGGCUGAUUUGAGGGCAUUCCGAGUUUAG
Molecule: messenger RNA, 1167 nt
Organism: Bipolaris sorokiniana ND90Pr
Lineage: Eukaryota; Fungi; Ascomycota; Dothideomycetes; Pleosporales; Pleosporaceae
Exons: 2
Coding region: 1-1167 (388 amino acids)
Source: RefSeq, a predicted model, not a curated record